Pieris rapae (cabbage white) is the source of this 2121-nucleotide messenger RNA. Its product is annotated as novel acetylcholine receptor chaperone. Gene Ontology annotation, biological process: chaperone-mediated protein complex assembly; positive regulation of protein localization to cell surface. The coding region runs from base 297 to 767 and encodes 156 amino acids. The record is from RefSeq and is a predicted model, not a curated record. Lineage: Eukaryota; Metazoa; Arthropoda; Insecta; Lepidoptera; Pieridae. Gene Ontology annotation, cellular component: endoplasmic reticulum. The transcript has 4 exons.
AAAUAUUAUCGAUUAUUUCGCGCCGGCGCGCGUCGUAACUCACUGAAUCUUCCAAGUCGGAAAUCACUUCGAUUCUACAGAUUACACUUGCGUUGUGUCGUUAUUUUUUUUUAAUUCGUGCAUAAUUACAGCAAGUAUCUAAUGUGUUUAAAACUUGUUUUAAUAAUGAAAAAGUGACUAUUGAAAGAUUUGUAAUUUUCUCGGGAACUCUUAACAAAUCUUAUACGCCUAUUGAACAUUAAAUUACGUUGUGCAGUGUUAAUUGGUGAAUAAUUUUGUACAGUUAUUUAUUUAUAAUGGGGUCUAUUGUGCUAAAAAGCUUAUCUAUUCUUCUGGGAUUGUUCUUUAUAUUUAUGGGUAUUACCAAGAUUUCUCCAUUUAUUUCAAAGGAAUUGCAUAAGGAAUUGCGAAAGGAGUACGUAAGAUAUGCGAAAGUGUUUCCGUUGAGCGAGAUGCUGGAUUUUAAAGUUCCGUCCAAAUGGUACCGACGGACUAUCGGGGGAUGUGAAAUACUUUUUGGAAUAAUUCUCGCUCUUAUACCACAUCAGAGGAUAAAAAACGCGGCAAACAUUGGUCUAAUCCUACUAAUGGUGUUAGCGACGUACUCGCACGUUGCCAUCAGCGACCCCUUCGACCGAUCCGCACCAACCAUCGUCUUCUUCUUCAUGCUUUGCGGGAGACUGGUCGUUUGGUAUCAGACCCAUCGCCGAGAAAUGCUGGAGAAGUUAGCCGCGGCACAAAACGGCAACGGUCUUAAGAGAGAUUGAUAUUAUUUUGUGGUCGAAUACAUGUAAUUUUUUUUGCGUUUUAUCCAUCGGUAUACUGAGCGUUCCUUUUCAACAGUUCCGUUUGUCGCACGCUAAGGUCCAAUUGGCGAACGAGCAGGUUGUCGAAUACGAAUUUAUUAAUCAUACUUCAGUGUUCGUCUCUUUUUGCUGUUUAUAGGUUUAAACGCACUGUGAUUUUGGUCUAGUCACUUUAGUUUUAUAUGUUUCCUAUCCUAAACUACUGAAGAAAACGAGUAUUUCAGAAUUGAAUGUUUAUGAAUAUUAUUUAAUUCAUUCGCUACUUAAUCACACAUAAAUAGCGAAUAACUUAGUCAUUAAAGAAUAUUUAGUGACAAAAUGGCAUUAUAUUGACGGUAGGCUUAUAUAAGGUAACUUAUACCGAUUUUGGACAAAUUUGUCCGAUCGUAUGAGCAAUUAUUAUUAUUACUGAGCGCAAUAAUUUCUAGCCCGCAAUAUAAUUAUCUACAUUUGUUUUCAGUUUUGUACCGUAGUGCAUAAUAAUUACUAAUCAUGCGUCAUUUCUUAAAAUUUGAAGGUUUCUUUGCACAAAAGUGAUAUUAUUUUAAGUGUGAUUAUUGUAUACGAUACUAGAGUAGGUAUGGGAGUAGUAUGAAAGUAACAUUACCUACUCACUGUCUUGUAUUUACAAAUUACCAGACGAGUGUAUGACGGAUCGGUUACCCUUUAGCUUUAUGUGAAAUGAGUGUGUUGUGGUGUAAUUUCUGACAUAAGUAGUCAUUUAAUAAUAAUCGUAGGCUAAUCGCUCUGAGAUUGCUCAAUACAAACGCGACAUUACAUGUUUAUUAUAUUCGAAAGGAAUUUGGCUAGAAUUUCAUUUUCUAUUCUUCCCCUGUUCACUUGUACUUAACAUUGUUAUAAUUUGUUAUUUACAGUAGAGAUACCUAAUAGUUAUCUACUAAAAUAUAAUAAACAAAAUGUAAACAUUGAGAUUAAUAUUCGCAUAAAAUUUGUGUAGAUGGCCAUAUAUAGCCAAUUCAUAAUAGAGAUGGCAAGAAAGCUUAUAGUGGCCGCAUGCAAUGACACGCAUUUGAUGUGCAAGCCGCACAACAAUCUAACAAUGAGAAUCCAUAGUUUAUCAUUUAUUUUACUAUGUAUCACUGACUAAAUAACUCUUUGUUAUAAAGAAAUCCCCUAUUGGAGGCUGUGUGUUUGAUGUGUGUGGUGAGAAGUUAGAGAAGAAAGAUCAUGAGUGGUUAUUAGUUUUAUAUGAGAGUGUCACUGCCUGAUCUUGAAAAGUAGCCAUCAUGUAAUUUUUUUUAUUAAGAAUUUAAAUUUAAGCUUUUUGUGUACAAUAAACAAAUAGUUAACAGAG